CUGAAAUCAGCACCGCGAGACUACUAAAAGAAACAGUUGUGAGCAUCUAUUUUUGACGUAGUGAAUGGACCUUUCCUAGAUACGCCUAAUGCAAUUGGGCCAAUUUCUGUGCCCGCUAGUAUGGUCCAAAGGCCAGCGAAGUUCAAUGGCUCGAACUUCAAAAUGUGGCGACAAAAGAUGACGUUCUUUUUGACCAUCCUGGGAUUUGCUGAGUACCUACAGCAAGAUCCUCCCCAACCAAACGAAAGCAAUGACCCCCUCGUGGUGAUGGUGAACCAAACAUGGUACCAUAAUAACUAUCUCACCAUCAACUACAUCCUUGAGGGGUUAGCCGAGACGUUGUACCCCGUCUAUGCUGGUGCAAAGAUUACAAAGGAGCUUUGGAGUAGCUUGAACAAGAAGUAUCAAGCUGAAGAUUACGGCACGAAGAAGUUCAUCGUCGGGAAGAUGCUGGACUACAAGAUGGUUGACAGCAAAUCUGUUGUCGCCAAGGCUCAGGAGCUUAUGAUAUCCGUUGCGAAUUUCUUCAUUGAAGAAAGGUUGGAGAUAACCCUGGUGAAAUCUCCGGAAGCGGUCAAGGACAUAUGUGAAAUCCUUGUUGAGACGGUUGGAGAUAGUCGUUGCAAAAUCUCUAGGUUAAAGACAUCACGCAAAUCUUCGGUACACGGUUGGGGAAAGCCGUUGGAAAAUCCUCAAGCUAGUUGGAUACUUCAAGGCGUGAAGUAUUGUCGAUCUAGUGUAAACCUAUUGUCAAAGUGGCCAGUGGUGAGCUUUGCGUCAUCUGACCGUAGCAUGUCAUCUCACCAACAAGUUACUCACUGUAACUUCUCUAUGGUAAACUACUCUAACUCCAACCUUACCAUCUCUUGUGUCUAUGGGGCUCACACGGUGGUUGAACGAAGGCAUCUUUGGGAGAGCUUGCAGGGGAGGAGUAACUUUAAUGCUAUCUCUUCCCCUACAGAAUACAAAGGUACGUGUGAACCUAGUGCACACGGAAUGGAAGAGUUCAACUCGUGCAUUGAAGCAUGCAAUCUGUUCUGUUCAGACCUUACUGGUGGCCUCUUUACGUGGUCUGGCACAAGGAGCCAUGGGAAAACUUGGCGUAGGUUGGACAGAGUCCUGGUUAACUUAGAAUUCCAAUCGUCCUUUCCUAACUUUUACACUCACCACUUACCCAAAGCUUGUAGUGAUCACAAAGCUAUUCUCUUCUCUUGUCACUCUAGCCAAAAACGCGGGCCAUCUUCCUUCAGAUUCCUUGAUGUCUUGAUACACCACGACCAGUUCCUCCAAGUGGUUAAGGACAGUUGGAAUAAAAGUCACACCUGCGGUGGCAUGCGAGGAAAUGUGGCCAAACUAAUAGAUCUAAAGGGUUGUCUUAGGGAAUGGAACAAGGAGUUUGGAAAUAUCUUUGAUAAUCUAACUUUGGCGGAGGAUCUUUCAACCCAAACCCAACUAUGUUAUGAGGAAGACCCAUCCGAAGCAAACCUUAAGAAAGCCCAGGAGGCCAAUGCCAAGCUUCUACUAGCUACUCACAAAGAGGUGGCAUAUUGGAAGCAAAAAGCUAAUGCUAGAUGGCUUGAAAAUGGGGAUUUCAACUCCAAGGCUUUUAAUGGGGAGAUAAUUGAUCAUGGCAUGCUUUGCAUACCACGGCAAGAGGUCAGGCCCCGUGCGCCUCUUCCAUGGGCCCGUCCAGGAGCCUUCAGGAUCCAACGGGUUUCACAUACCGCGACAAGAGGCGAGAGGAUCAUGGAGCCUGACCCGGAUGAUUGGGAACUAAAAGAUCAAAUGGCAUCAAGAAUGUUCAACGCGGGAUUGACCGAGGGACAAUCAACCACGAGGCCACCGUUGUUCGAUGGAACAAACUACUUGUAUUGGAAGGAGAGGAUGAGAAUCUUUAUCCAAUCCAACGACUAUAAGCUGUGGUUGAUCGUGAAGAACGGCUGCAGAGUCCCUAUGAAGAAAGUCGGUGAAGUCAAUGUCCCCAAAACCGAAGAGGAGUUCACCGACGAAGAUUGCAAAAAGAUGGAGCUCAAUUCAAAGGCAAUAAACAUGAUUUAUUGCGGUGUUAAUGCGGAUGACUACCGCAAAAUCUCACGGUGUGAAACCGCAAAACAAAUGUGGGAGAAAUUGGAGGUCACCUACGAAGGAACCGCGCAGGUUCUUAUGAUGAUGAUGAAGAAAUCAUUAAGGAAAAGGAACCGGAAGAAGAGAAAAUGCAGGAACAAACGGAGCUUCCUAAGGAAUGGAGAACAUUAAAGAACCACCCGAUUGACAAUGUCAUUGGUGACAUAACGCAGGGAGUUUCUACUCGUAAUUCUCUUAGGAACACAAUUAAUCACAUGGCCUUUGUUUCUCAAAUUGAACCAACAACCGUUUUGGAUGCUAUUAAUGAUGAACAUUGGUCUAUGGCAAUGCAAGAGGAGCUUAACCAAUUUAAACACAAU
Molecule: messenger RNA, 2444 nt
Organism: Cuscuta campestris
Lineage: Eukaryota; Viridiplantae; Streptophyta; Magnoliopsida; Solanales; Convolvulaceae
Source: the annotation of a GenBank genome assembly